GGUGUGUGUGUUUAGUACAUAGCACGGUGUGUGUGUUUAGUACAUAGCACGGUGUGUGUGGGUGUGUGUGUUUAGUACAUAGCACGGUGUGGGUGUGGGUGUGUUAGCCCCUCCCCCGGUUGCUAGUAGAGCCGCUGUCCGAGCCCGGCCCGCUCACUGAGCACUAUGCCGUCCCCUAUCCCGGUGGAGCGCUUCCUGCCCCGGGACCUGUCUCCCUCCAUAGACCUGAGGCCGUGCAGCAGCCCGCUGGAGCUGAGCUCUCACAAGCUGGGCAGCCUGUCCAUCCGCCGGCCCGCGGGCCCCCGCCUCCCUCCCCGCCUGGCCUGGUGCAGCAUUGACUGGGAGCAGGUCCGCCUGCAGGAGCCGCUGGGCUCGGGGGGGUUCGGCUCGGUGUACCGGGCCACCUACCGCGGGCAGACCGUGGCGGUGAAGAAGGUGAAACGCUGCAGCAAGAACCGGCUGGCCUCCCGGCAGAGCUUCUGGGCCGAGCUGAACGCCGCCCGCCUGCAGCACCCGCACGUCAUCCGCAUCCUGGCCGCCAGCACGUCCUGCCCCGGGGAUCCCGGCAGCCCCGGCACCAUCAUCAUGGAGUACGCCGGCAGCAGCACCCUGCACCGCCGCAUCUACGGCCGCGGCCCCCCGCUGGGUAGGGAGCGCUGCCUGCGGUACGCGCGGCAUGUGGCCACCGGCCUGGGCUUCCUGCACCGCGGCGGGGUGGUCCACCUCGACCUCAAACCGGCCAACGUGCUGCUCGCCCCCGGCGACCUCUGCAAGAUCGGCGACUUCGGCUGCUCGCAGCGCCUGCAGGACGCAGCCGGCACAUGCGGCACCCAGCUCAGACACCUGGGGGGGACCUACACCCACCGGGCCCCCGAGCUGCUCCGCGGGGAGCCCGUCACCGUCAAGGCAGACAUCUUCUCGUUCGGGGUCACCCUGUGGCAGAUGGUGACCCGGGAGCUGCCCUACACCGGGGACCGGCAGUGCGUGCUCUAUGCCGUGGUGGCCUAUGACCUGCGGCCCGAGCUGGGACAGGUGUUCGUGGACACGGAGGAGGGAAGGGCCUCCCGGGGCAUCGUGGAGAGCUGCUGGGCUGCCCGGCCUCAGGACCGACCCAGCGCCGAGCAGGUCCUGGAAAGACUGGACUCCCUGCAAGGCCCCCCUCCGGCCCCCGGGACUGAGCCCCUGCAAGGCCCCCCUCCGGCCCCCAUGACAGAGCCUGGUUCUGGUACAGACUAUAUGCCAACUCUGGAGGACAGAGAACUCUCUAAUCACAGUCUGGUAUCUGGUCCAGACUCAUUGCAUCCAACACCUGGACCUCAGUGCCUGGACUAUGAGCAGAGAUGCUCUCCUGACAUUAUGCACUCACUCCCCACCACUGACUGUCUGGAUGGUGUGAGGCCAUGGCACUGUAUGGGCACUGAACAGACCCUUAUUGCAGCUUAUGUGGACUCCAUGGAGACUUGUGCUUCUUAGUUAAUGUUACAGCUAGAGAGCAUGUUCUGGAGAGCAGGAAUAAUUGUAUCCAAUGAUGCUUCUCACAUCCAAAAAAUAACUGUGGCUGUGGACCAACCUGUUGCCCAAAUGAGUAGCUUCAGCGUUUAGAUCUGAUGGACUCGUGCUGUACUUUAUGGAACGUUUCGGAUAGCUGUGAUCCAUACAGACUUGGUUGUACACAACAGAUUUACUCAAAGCAAAGGUUUAAAGCCAAAAAUGGAAAUCUAACUUAUUACCAAGAGAUGUUACAUAUAUAUGAUCAAUUGAUCUUGAUAUCGACAUAAAAGGCUUGCUUGCACUUUUUAUUAACUGCUGCUAUCUGUCAGAUUGUUUUUGUUCAUGUGUAUUUAUAUAUUUAUUUUUGUGCACUUUAGGUGUUUUUGUCUUCUAAUGGGUUAAGUACAAUGACAUUGUUCAGCUAGUUUAUUAGUUAUUAGAAUUUCAGUGCUAAAUUGUAAUGCAUCAGAUAUUCAGUUAUGGUGUAGGUGAUGUUUUAAAUUUCAAACUAAAGUCCUUGGGAAGAAAACAUUUGCCGUAUUUGACUCUCCAAGGCACUUUCGGGAACUGUUCUACCUACCGCUUUGUACAAAAGUUCUCUAAGCUAUCGUGCACUAUUAAAGCAGUCUUUCUGAACUCUCUUCAGUCUUGGCAGAUGCACUGUGGUGUGGUGGCUAAGGACCCUGCAUUGUACUUAUUUUUAAACAUGAGCGGUUUGUUUCAUAUAGUGGCAGAACUGGGAUCUAUACUUUUGUUAACUUGUAUGUUUCCUCAAUUCAACACACCAAAAUUACUAGCUAGAAGUCAUUGGCUUAUGUCACUUUCCAUCGCAAAUUAGAGCAUACAUCAUUUGGAGGUGAUUCAGCAUAGUAUGAUUGCCAUUCCAUUCCCUGACACAGCUAAGGGUUCAUUCCUAAACAAUGGCCAAACUGCUAUGUCUAUGCCAAAUCAACUUGAAACACGUUUCCAAUUAAGCUAUUCUUGGCUCAAUGGCACUAUAACAAGAUGGUUCGUUGCUAUGUUUUUUUUUUUUUUGUCGUAUAAUUCUAUGUGUCUGUAUAUCUAUCUUGAGUGAGCAGCUUACCAAAAAUUAGGACUCUCGGGGAACCUUUUAACCUAGACCCUCUUUAUUUGCACUGGUGAUAUGGAAACCACACUUCUACAUUAUGGUUAGGUGGUAAUAUAAUAAAACCAGAAUGACCCAGUCUUUAAACAUGUCUGUGGCUGGUGAGGUGGGCCCUAGUUUUUAGUAAACCAUCCUACUACAACUGUUUGGCAAAAUCAGUAUGGCACCCAUUGACCUAUAGCAGUUUCAAUGAGCGGUUUAGGGUGGUUAGAGUCCAACUUGAAAUUUUGCAUGUAAAACGUUAAAUAAAAAUACCUUCACCCUCCCCCCACAGAAUGUUUUACUAUAAAAAAACUCUGAAAGCCUGGUUCUCUGAUAUGAUAAAGCCAAAAUAUAGCAGAAACCUUCUUUUGGUAUAUUUGCUAAAGAGGCAUGAUAAAGACCAAACUAAUAUCUUGAAUUGUUUGCUUCCGUUUCAUCUCCUCCCCAACUUUGAAUUUUGACUUUAAAUUCUGUACACUAAUCUGCUUUAUUAAUAUUAAAGCCGACUGUAAAAUUCUUUGAGAUGCUUAUUUAUAGAAUCACAAAGUAUAUCCUAGCAGAAAGUACCCUAGCUUAAUAACUAUAUCUGAAAACUUUUCCACUCAUCCCCUUCAUCUGCAUUUUGUCAUUUUUAUUGUGAUUUCAGAAAUAGAUCCCUACAUCUAAUUAUGCGCUGGUGACAAAUUACUGCUAUGAAGUUCUCUAAAAUACUUUAUUGACGAGGAACAUGCUAAGCAGCAUAAUUAUUACACCACUCCAUGUAUUGGUUAUGCUGCCAGUUGUCUAUUUUGGUGCCCAAAAGGUAGAUCCCCAGAUGUUGUAGAACUACAGCUCCCUUGAUGCCCUGCAUGCCUUCAGAAUGACAAAGCAUCAUGGGAGCUGUAGUUUUUAAACCAUCUGGGGAUCUUUCUUUUGGGCACCUCUCCCCUAAGCUGAUUCAGGUAAGGGGUUAUUGUGCAACUUGAGACUGAAAAUGUACAAUGCUGUAAUUAUUUAUAGGUUCAUAUGAUAGCGGAGGAAAACCUGCACAGAGAUUAUGUAAUAAUGAAUAUUGCAUUUUACACUCCAUCAGGUGGACAAAUGUCUACAUUACUCAAAGUAAGCCAUUACUUUCACCCGAUGCACUAUGUAUUUUGCACCAUUUCAUUAAUGAAGCACUUGCUUUGUAAUAUCUGCUCCUAAAUCAAAUACGGCAGCGUUUUUUGGUUUGUGGGGUUUUGUGUCUUUUUGUAUUUUGUGUUUAUAAACAAAACCAAAAAAAAAUUUUUUAGUGCUUAUGUAAACUCCUGUCUUGUCUCACUGUUCUGGUAUAUAGAACUGACUGUACCAGCAAUGUUUCAUAUUUAUUUUUACAGUGUAUAAAACGUGGGUUGUCUUUGAACAUUUUAAAUUUCACAGCUGCAUAUGUAUAUUUUUAUAAUAAAGAAAUUGGAUUGUCAUGUU
Molecule: messenger RNA, 4042 nt
Organism: Pelobates cultripes (western spadefoot toad)
Lineage: Eukaryota; Metazoa; Chordata; Amphibia; Anura; Pelobatidae
Source: the annotation of a GenBank genome assembly